This is a messenger RNA of Diceros bicornis minor, 2265 nucleotides long. It is a transcript of the gene DCAF15, whose product is annotated as DDB1 and CUL4 associated factor 15. Gene Ontology annotation, cellular component: Cul4-RING E3 ubiquitin ligase complex. NCBI's taxonomy places the organism in Eukaryota, Metazoa, Chordata, Mammalia, Perissodactyla, Rhinocerotidae. The transcript is spliced from 13 exons. The record is from RefSeq and is a predicted model, not a curated record. Gene Ontology annotation, biological process: protein ubiquitination. The coding region runs from base 20 to 1822 and encodes 600 amino acids.
GUGGAGGGAGGGGGUGAAAAUGGCGCCCAGCUCGAAAUCGGAGCGGAACAGCGGGGCCGGGAGCGGCGGCGGCGGCCCCGGGGGCGCCGGGGGGAAGCGGGCAGCGGGGCGGCGGCGGGAGCACGUCCUCAAGCAGCUGGAGCGCGUCAAGAUCAGUGGGCAGCUCUCCCCUCGCCUCUUCCGGAAGCUGCCGCCCAGGGUCUGCGUCUCCCUCAAGAACAUCGUGGACGAGGACUUCCUCUACGCAGGACACAUCUUCCUGGGCUUCUCCAAGUGCGGCCGCUAUGUGCUCUCCUACACCAGCAGCAGCGGGGACGACGACUUCUCCUUCUACAUCUACCACCUGUACUGGUGGGAGUUCAACGUGCACAGCAAGCUCAAGCUGGUGCGGCAGGUGCGGCUCUUCCAGGACGAGGAGAUCUACAGUGACCUGUACCUGACCGUGUGCGAGUGGCCCAGCGACGCCUCCAAAGUCAUUGUCUUCGGCUUCAACACCCGCUCUGCCAACGGGAUGCUCAUGAACAUGAUGAUGAUGAGCGACGAGAACCACCGAGACAUCUACAUCAGCACCGUGGCUGUGCCGCCGCCGGGGCGCUGUGCGGCCUGCCGGGAGGCCAGCCGGGCCCAUCCAGGGGACCCGAGCGCGCAGUGCCUGCGACACGGCUUCAUGCUGCACACCAAGUACCAGGUGGUCUACCCCUUCCCCACCUUCCAGCCCGCCUUCCAGCUCAAGAAGGACCAGGUGGUGCUGCUCAACACCAGCUACUCCCUGGUGGCCUGCGCAGUCUCCGUCCACUCGGCAGGUGAUAGCAGCUUCUGCCAAAUCCUGUAUGACCACACCACCUACCCCCCGGCCCCUCCCAGUCCCCCCGGGCCCCGGAGCCCAGAGGCGCCCCCUGCCCUCCCCAGCCUUGGCCCCGAGGCAGCCCCCGCCCAGCCCUCUGGGGCCCCCGAGCCCUCGCCCGCCAUCGCCAAAGCCAAGGAGUUUGUGGCCGACAUCUUCCGCAGGGCCAAAGAGGCCAAGGGGGGGACCCCGGAGGAAGCCCGGCCGCCCCCCUGCCCAGGGCCCUCGGGCGGCCGCCUCCGCCUGCCCUCUGAGCCCCUGGCCCCCGGCGGGGAGGCGGCGCCCCGGGACAGCCCCCCCGCAGCGGAGGUGCCCACCCCCGAGCCCGGCUACGUCAACUACACCAAGCUCUACUACGUGCUGGGGUCCGGCGAGGGGACGGAGCCAGAGGACGAAUUCGAGGACGACAAGAUCUCCCUGCCCUUCGUGGUGACCGACCUCCGUGGCCGCAACCUGCGGCCCAUGCGGGAGCGGGCCGCCAUGCAGGGUCAGUACCUGACGGUAGAGCAGCUCACGCUGGACUUCGAGUACGUCAUCAACGAGGUCAUCCGCCACGACGCCACCUGGGGCCACCAGUUCUGCUCUUUCAGCGACUACGACAUCGUCAUCCUGGAGGUCUGCCCGGAAACGAACCAGGUCCUCAUCAACAUUGGCCUGCUGCUCCUGGCCUUCCCGGCCCCCAGCGAGGAGGGCCAGCUCCGACCAAAGACCUAUCACACCAGCCUCAAGGUGGCAUGGGACCUCAACACCGGCAUCUUCGUGACAGUCAGUGUGGGCGACCUCACGGAGGUCAAAGGACAGACCAGCGGCAGCGUGUGGAGCUCCUACCGCAAGAGCUGCGUGGACAUGGUCAUGAAGUGGCUGGUGCCCGAGAGCAGUGGCCGCUACGUCAACAGGAUGACCAACGAGGCCCUGCACAAAGGGUGCUCACUGAAGGUUCUGGCGGACAGCGAGCGAUACACGUGGAUCGUGCUGUGAGGGCCCGCCGCCCUGGACACUGACUCCAACUACCUCCGUGGCCUGGGGCUGGCCGCCUUCCUGGCAGCCUGUGCCCGGCUGGCCAGCCCACCCCCGACCGGCACUAGUGUUAGGCUGCGGGAAGGGACUGGGCGGGGCAGCCCCUGGUGGCCUGAGAGUCUGGACGCUUCUUAUUUAUGCCUAUUUAAGUUGGGAAGGGGCAGAGGGAGGGAGCCCCUGCCCCACCAGCCUUGAGCGCCCGCCUUCACCCUGCGCUGGCACGGCCCCACUUUCCCUCAUUUGCCCCUCUCCUGGGCUGCAGGCAUGGACAUUGCCCCCAGGGGAGGCCGAAUGGACCCCGGUUCCCUGCCUGUCCCCAGCCUCCCCCACCCGAGGCAGCAAACAUCGCAGCCCUCCCCGCUCCCCCACUGUUCCUCUUCACGUAAUAAAUGUUCUAUUUCUGA